Messenger RNA from Corythoichthys intestinalis (scribbled pipefish), 2519 nucleotides. Its product is annotated as protein FAM124B. Bases 384 to 1928 code for a protein of 514 amino acids. The transcript is spliced from 7 exons. NCBI's taxonomy places the organism in Eukaryota, Metazoa, Chordata, Actinopteri, Syngnathiformes, Syngnathidae. Gene Ontology annotation, cellular component: nucleoplasm. The record is from RefSeq and is a predicted model, not a curated record.
GGCACUUUUCAAUCUGUCCGGGCCGUCUGGACUCCAUUGUCUCGACCCAAUGCUCCACGCACGCCAUCUGCUCGCCGUAUUAUCGCCGACGGCUUGAAGCCGCCGUCCUUUCGCCAAACCAACCUGACGUAACUCAAUCUCGACGAGUUUUGCCAUUUUCGUCUCGUCGAAUUGAAAACCUUCCAGUGUGUGGCAAUUCAACUUAACAAGGGUGUUUGGUUACGCGUUGACGUCAUCGCCCCCCACUUUUUGAGAGCUGCCAGCCGUUCUCAACGAACGGCGGUCGGGGAACAAGAAGUCAUCCGGGAUGCUCUCCUCUCGCCCGGCCGCGUGCCGCGCGUCCCCGCCGAGACUUGGUCUGCGUGUGAAAAGUGUGCGGGGCCAUGUUGACGACGAGAGCGACGCCGCUCCACAGAGCGCAAGAUGAGAAGGUGGACUCUGGAGCUGAAAGUACCAACUCGGACUCCAGUAGGAUGUCAGCAACUACCAUAGCCGAGCUGAGGAGCCAGCGCGCCCGCGAGCAGCAGCGACGUCUCUCUGUUGUAAACUUGCACCUCUUGGCUAACCCGGGAGACUCCCUGUUGCUGCAGCACAGCUUGGACCGUCUGCUACGCAGGCUUUGCCCGAGCCUCCACAUUUUCCACGUAUCGGAGAGGGCAUCUCCUCAUAAAGGGAGCGCUCGCCUCUGUCCACCAGCUGGCUCCCCUUCUCUGGCCAUCACUUUCUUUCUCCACGAGGUUUAUGGAGAAGAGCGCAUCCUGAAAGUUCUGGACUUCUUCCAGCGACCGCCCUGGAAAUACCACCACACGGAGAGCUGCAAAACGUCCGGCAUCCGCAUCUCUUCCGACGAGACCGCCCCGCUGCGGCCGUACCUCCUGCCCAGUCGAGACUUUUUCAGCUUGGGCGCGGGGAUGCCCGUGUGGGGCGUGCGACCGGUGCACUUCGGAGGGGAGAUCUUGCGCGUGACGUUGUACAGUGGCUACGACAAUUACGAGGACGCCGUGCGCUUCUACGAGACAGUGCUGCAGAGGGAGGCGGAGGAGCAGAAGACUGGUUUUUGCUGGUUCACCUUGCACACAGAACCUGGGCUUUGCCUGCAGCUCGCUUUAAAGCAAGUGUCGGAGGGGGUCCACGUGGAGCCGUGUAACUCUGCUGUGCUGCAGUUCAGCGUGGAGGAAAUUGGCCAAUUGGUACCUCUGCUGCCCAACCCUUGCACACCCAUCAGCGCCUCACGCUGGCAGACCGAAGACCUGGAUGGAAACAAGGUUCUUUUCCAGGUGAAAACCCCGCCGCAUCCCAAGCCACCUUUGACCUGCGCUUUCCCCCUGGCCUGCCCCGCUGUGCCCCCCCGGGCCGUGCAGCUAAAAAGCUUGUCGCCUAACAACCUUCAUUCUCUGCCAGCUUGGCAAAACUACAGACAUGGCCCGAGAGCUACUAGUGAGAGCGCUGUGGAGAAGCUUCCAGGGAGCCAAGGGUCAGGCAGCUGUUGCAGCACUCCCCCGGGAAGCUCUUGCUACUCGUCGCAGCGCAGCAGCCCCGCCCCGCCGUCCGCUUCCGACUCGCCCCUGCGUCCCCCCAUCACCCGCUCACUCUCGCGUCUACUCCUGGAGGAGGACGAGGGGGAGACCAACGUGGACACGGGGGUCGCCGUGACCGCCGCCGUGACUCGCUCUUCUUCAAUGGAGCUUUUGAGCUCAUGUCAGCCACGGACGCCCGCGGCCUUCGGGCUUUCGGCCAAAAACUGGAGCCCUUCCAGAAAGUGGCUUUGCUCUGCUUUCUCCAAUCAUGGUGCAAACAUCAGCGCGCCGCUGACAAAUGCGCCCGAUCCCUGUUAUGUCGAAGAUGUUUUCACCGCCACGGAACUUUUUGCUAAGCCGUUGUCAUCACAGGUGAAUGAAGAGGAGUCCGUCGACGAGUUCUUCAUCUGAAGAUGCCGGAGAACUUUUUAACAUGUACUGCAGCUGAAGCUCACUGAAGUCCAAUUGUGGGUAGCAUGCCACUUUGAAGUAUUUCAUGAGUAUCAACAAAAAUCAGUGAAGAGUACAGACAAUAGUUCAAACUGUGUAAAGCAGCGAUGGCCAAAUUACAGCCUACAGGCCAAAGUUUUUAAUGGCAUAUGGCGGAAAACACAGACAAGACUGAAAAGGCAGGUUCUGCUCUUGCAACCCUCUUUAAAAGAAACUGCUGUAUUUUAAGCCAAAACAACUGUUGUGUUUGAUACAACAUUAUGUCUAUAUGCUGUCAUACCAGAUUCAUGGCGCAUUAAGCCCCCAAACUAUUUUUAAUUUGUCCGUUUCACCCUGGAAACCCCCGUUUACAGAUGUCGCGCCACCGCUUUCGUUUCAACCCAGGCAUAAAACAAAGGUAAUAGAUGUAUUAUUCAAAAUGUCUGUCAUUUUUAGCUUAGAAUUAUUAAUUGAUGUCUAAUAUUUCGUUUAAGAAAAAAAAAAAAAAAACGACUUUAAAAAUUUACGACACAAUGAAAAAAAAUGGCGUCUGUAAAAAAAGUCACGGAUAUC